Messenger RNA from Rangifer tarandus platyrhynchus (Svalbard reindeer), 651 nucleotides. The record is from the annotation of a GenBank genome assembly. Lineage: Eukaryota; Metazoa; Chordata; Mammalia; Artiodactyla; Cervidae.
AUGGAUGAAUUAUUCACCAGUUUAGUAUAUGGCAGUGUUUCAAACAGGAGCUAUCGAAGGAACAUGCUUCUUGCUUGUGAGGUUUUAGCAGACAUCAGCAUAAGGUCCAGUGGAAGCAUGUUCCAGAAACUUCAGACGACCAGUGUAGAGCCAGCCGCCCACGGUGCUGGAUGCAGGUCAUGGUGGGAUCCCCCUUUCACCACCUUGAUCUGUCUUAAGCCACUGUUUAAACCUGGUUCUUCGUUCUCUCACUUAACACCAAGUGCCAAACUCCCCAGAGGCCACAGACUACCGGCGGCCUUUGUCUGGACAGGUGGGGCCGCCCUGCUGCCCCCAGUGGCCCUCCUCUCUGCCUCCUGGGCAUUUCCUGUGGGGGUCCCACAGGCUCACUUCUGCCCCCGCCACACUGCGAGAAGCCUGAGGGCUGCACACGCAGGACACCGCCUCCCUGAUGUCCAGUGUCAGAGGAGCAGUUUGACGGCAGCCCUGCCCGCUGCCCGCCUGGCCUCCGGGAGCCCUGUGACCUCUACACAGCUUUCUGGGGAGAGGGGUUCAAAGCAUCUUCCCAAAGAGUGUUCACGCACAGGGGUCAACGGUGACUGUGAAUCGAAGGGAAAGAAUUCCAGAAUGCCCGAGAGCCGGCCCUGUUAA